AUGCGCCUCCUAGAUACCCAUACAGGACUGUUCGUCGACUUUAACCCCAAAGACGACGAAGACCCACCCAGAUAUGCCAUCCUCUCGCAUCGGUGGUCUGAUAAAGAGCAGACAUACCGGCAGCUGAGAAAAAUCCAAGCUCGGUACUACGAUGACGAUGGCCGCUAUAGAAAGGAUGGUGGCGAGGACGUGUCCGUGCCCUUCAAUCCCGAAGGCCCUCCGCUUGGCGUUGAACCCGAACCCAUCCCCUCCUCUCCCCCCGCCGACAACUCAGCCCUGAGCCCAUUCUGGGGCGAUCCGGAUCUCAACGCAAAGAUCCGCAAAGCGUGCGAGACGGCGCGGGAGUACGGCUAUGACUACAUCUGGAUCGACUCGGGCUGCAUCGACCAGUCCAGCAGUUCGGAGCUCACCGAGUCGAUCAACUCGAUGUAUAAGUGGUACGGCGAUGCUUCAUUGUGCCUUGCCUACCUCGCGGACGCGAGCGACGUCGCCGAAAGCGGGGAAUCAAUCCAAGGGCAGCUGACCGCCCCCCAGGAGUCCGAGUUCCGCGGGAGUGUGUGGUUCACACGCGGGUGGACUCUGCAGGAGCUCGUCGCGCCGAGACGCGUCGUGUUCCUGUCGAAGGGUUGGCGUUUCCUUGGGACGAAGACUCAUCUAGCUGGACUCUUGGAGAAGAUCACGUCCAUCGAUCAACUCGUCUUGCUACACCAGAUUCCGCUCACGAAGCCCGAGGACCGAGCCUACUCACUUCUCGGUAUUUUUGAUAUCAACAUGCCCACGCCCUAUGGCGAGGGUGAUCGGGCAUUCUAUCGCUUGCAGGAGGAGAUCCUAGGGCGCAUCCCAGACCACAGCCUUUUCGCGUGGCAUGGUAGCCCCAAUUGGGACCCCUUCCUUGUUGCAGGGUUAGAUGCGCUCUCUACGCGGACUAUCGAUGGGUGGACUUCUCUCCAUCUUCUCACCCCUACGUCAUCUGUCUUUGCGGGAUCCACGACGAGGCAAUCCCCCACAAAGACCUGGUUCUCAACCUAUCAGAUCAAAGCCAACGACAACUUCUUCAAGGGGCCAUCCAGUCGCCGUAUGGAAUACAGGAUUGCGUUCCCAGUCGUAUCCCCCCUGCCCAUAUCUAUACAUCGCCAACUUUAG
Messenger RNA from Dichomitus squalens LYAD-421 SS1, 1143 nucleotides. Its product is annotated as HET-domain-containing protein. The transcript is spliced from 4 exons. Lineage: Eukaryota; Fungi; Basidiomycota; Agaricomycetes; Polyporales; Polyporaceae. The coding region runs from base 1 to 1143 and encodes 380 amino acids. The record is from RefSeq and is a predicted model, not a curated record.